This is a messenger RNA of Arachis stenosperma, 993 nucleotides long. RefSeq names its product methyl jasmonate esterase 1-like. Bases 74 to 892 code for a protein of 272 amino acids. Gene Ontology annotation, biological process: salicylic acid metabolic process; jasmonic acid metabolic process. Gene Ontology annotation, molecular function: methyl indole-3-acetate esterase activity; methyl jasmonate esterase activity; methyl salicylate esterase activity. The record is from RefSeq and is a predicted model, not a curated record. The transcript is spliced from 3 exons. Lineage: Eukaryota; Viridiplantae; Streptophyta; Magnoliopsida; Fabales; Fabaceae.
AAUUUACUCCUAACAACUAAUUUUUUUAAAAAGAUAUGAUCAAAGGUAUGGAAGAAUAGUGUAACAAAGACAAAUGAUUAGGCAAGAGAGAGUAGCUAUGGAAAACAAGAAGCAUUUUGUGCUGGUUCAUGGUGCCUGCCAUGGCGCGUGGUGUUGGUAUAAGGUAUAUGCUUUGUUGAAAUCAGGUGGUCACAGAGUGACAGCUCUGGACAUGGCUGCCUCCGGGAUCCAUCCAAAGAAGGUUCAAGAGCUGGCUUCCAUAACCGAAUAUGUGGAGCCAUUGAUGGAGUUGCUGGAGUCUCUGCCUUCAGAGGACAGAGUUAUAUUGGUUGGUCACAGCUUGGGCGGUAUCUGCAUUUCCAUGGCCAUGGAAAUGUUCCCAAAUAAGAUUGCAGCUGCUGUCUUUGUAGCUUCUUUCAUGCCUUCUUCUCAAGAUCCAACCUUUAUGACUCGUAUCCAACAGCACAGGGAAAAAGUAUAUUCUACCAUGGACUCGAAGAUCAUGUUUGAUGAGGAUGCCAAAAAUACUAGUAAGCCCAAUGGGUGUAUGAUAUUUGGGCCCCAACACUUAGUAUCCAAUUUAUACCAACUGUGUCCACCUGAGGAUAUUAGCCUAGCAAUGUCAUUGCUUAGGCCAACAAGGCUGUAUGGUGACCAAGAAAUGGUGAGAGAGCAAACAAGAGUUACAAGGGAAAAGUAUGGGAGUGUGGCCAAAGUAUACAUAGUGUGCGAACAAGACCAAGCGAUCAAGAAGGAUGUUCAGUUGUCUAUGAUUGAAAAGAACCCAGAAACUGAUGUGAAAUUCAUUGCUGAUGCUGAUCACAUGCCUAUGUUCUCUAAACCACAAGAGCUUUUCUCUUGCCUUCACCACAUUGCAACCACCUAUUAUUAGCAUGCAUCUCAAUAUGUAUCACAAUUCACAAAUAUUUAACUAGCUUUUUCAGAAUGAUAAAGAAGAUAUAUAAAUAAGAGUUUAAUUUUGAUGCACUAACA